Messenger RNA from Xenopus laevis (African clawed frog), 2245 nucleotides. RefSeq names its product alkaline phosphatase, liver/bone/kidney S homeolog (gene alpl.S). Bases 251 to 1831 code for a protein of 526 amino acids. The transcript is spliced from 12 exons. Gene Ontology annotation, cellular component: plasma membrane. Gene Ontology annotation, molecular function: alkaline phosphatase activity; phosphatase activity. The record is from RefSeq and is a predicted model, not a curated record. Lineage: Eukaryota; Metazoa; Chordata; Amphibia; Anura; Pipidae.
ACGGGCUGCAGGCUCCCGGGAGUUGUCUCCUUGCUGUCAGUAACACAGGGAGUUUGCAGCCCCCCAGCCAUGACUCUGAGCAACGAGCAGCAGGUGGUCCUCACUGGGGUGUUCUGUUCCCUUGUGGCCCUGGCGGUGAUCUUGUGCCUCUGCUACUUCACAUGUCGCCUGGCGGGAGCGGCCAACAGAAACUUUGACUUGAUCUGAGAGUGGAUCCGAGCGCCAGGCUUGUGCCCAUACGGAGAGAGCGAUGGUGAAACUGGGGGUGCUGCUUCUGCUGGGGACCCUCUCUGAGACCCUCACUUUUCCAGAACAAGAGAAAAACCCAAAUUACUGGAGGCGGCAGGCCCAGGAGACGCUAAGGAACGCGCUGCAGCUGCAAAAUCUCAACACCAACAUUGCAAAGAACGUCAUCAUGUUCUUGGGGGAUGGUAUGGGGGUGUCCACAGUAACAGCCACGAGGAUUCUCAAAGGGCAACUGUCUGGGCAACCGGGGGAAGAGACGGAGCUGGAAAUGGACAAGUUUCCCUUUGUUGCACUUUCUAAGACCUACAACACCAACGCACAAGUGCCAGACAGCGCGGGCACUGCCACUGCCUAUCUGUGUGGGGUGAAAGCCAACGAGGGCACCGUGGGGGUCAAUGCAGCCGCUGUGCGGGGUCAGUGUAACACCACAAAGGGCAAUGAGGUGGACUCAAUCCUGAAAUGGGCCAAGCAAGCAGGGAAAUCUGCAGGGGUAGUAACCACAACGCGGAUUAAUCAUGCCACCCCCAGCGCAGCCUAUGCCCACUGUGUGAACAGAGACUGGUACUCAGACUUGGAGAUGCCCAAGGAGGCCGUGGAUCAGGGGUGCAAGGACAUCGCAUGGCAACUCAUGCACAACGUCCCAAAUAUCGAGGUAAUUAUGGGAGGGGGAAGGAAAUACAUGUUCCCUAAAAACACUUCUGACGUGGAGUACCCCAAUGAUGACAAGUCAAGCGGCACUCGAUUGGAUGGACUGAACCUGACCCAAAUCUGGCUGGAUCAAAAACCCAAUAAAAAGGCCGCUCGCUAUGUUUGGAACAGGGAACAGCUUUUGUCUGUGAAGCCAGAAGCAGUAGAUCAUCUGCUCGGACUAUUUGAGCCAGUGGACAUGCCCUAUGAGUUGGAGAGAAAUACCACCAUGGACCCGUCUCUGCCUGAAAUGGUGGAAAUGGCAAUUAAAAUAUUGGGGAAAAACCCAAUGGGAUUCUUCCUCCUUGUAGAAGGUGGAAGAAUAGACCAUGGACACCAUGAGGGGAAGGCAAAGCAAGCGCUGCAUGAGGCUGUACAAAUGGACGUCGCUAUUGGAGUAUCAGGGAACAUGACGUCAGUAGAAGACACCCUCACAGUGGUCACCGCCGAUCACUCCCACGUCUUCACCUUCGGAGGUUACACUUAUCGAGGGAACUCAAUCUUUGGUUUGGCUCCAGCUCCCAGUGACUUGGACCUAAAGCCUUUCACUUCCAUCCUCUAUGGGAACGGCCCAGGCUACAAACUGGUCAACGGCCAAAGGGAAAACGUCUCCAGUGUGGAUUUUUCUCAGUCCAACUACUUGGCCCAGUCGGCGGUUCCCCUGCGCAUGGAGACCCACGGGGGGGAGGACGUGGCUGUGUUUGCCAAGGGCCCGAUGGCCCACCUCCUGCAUGGAGUCCAUGAACAGAACUAUAUCCCCCAUGUAAUGGCUUAUGCCUCGUGUAUUGGGCACAACCAGGACCACUGUACAUCCAGCAGAGGAAAUGACGGAGCCAGAACUUCUCUGAUUCUCCUCUCUGUUCUGCUGCCCAUCUUUUCCCUCCAGCUUUUCUAUUAAAGGGACCAAGCACAAUAAAAAUAAAACUACCCUGCCCGUCCCUGAUAGAGAAUCGUCUCCCCUAUUUAUAUGAGGGCACUACCCCCCAACAUUCCAUUUCAGAGGUUAUUUACUUUGUUAUUAUGUGAUACAGGGGAGCCCCAGUGGGGGGGGUGGGCAAUUAUAGAUUUUUUAUUUGAUUAAAGGGGGUGCAAAAGGACCUCCUAACUGAUACAUUGAAUUAUAAGGGGUGACCAGACACAUCGAUAGGGCAAAAGCCACCAGAAUUGAUAAGAUGUGAGAGAAAAAAAGAGUUUGCAUUUCCACUAACUAAACUCAUGAAUUCAUUGGCCAGACUGGAGAAGGACCCGCACAGCAGCCAAUCAGCUCUGAUCUUUUUUGUAAUGUCACUGAAAUAAACCUCUCCCUGUCCAA